CAUAGAAAUGUCAGUCGGUAAUCAAUGACAUUAACGAAUAUUGAUUUAGAUUUGGUCAACAAGUGUUUACUUUUCAUUGCGAUAAUCGUUGAUACACGUUUUUGUAUUGUCCAGUUACAAAAUGAACAUUUUAUCUGUCAAUGAAAUGUGAACACGAAGUUAUUUAUUAUCUAAACAUUGUUGGUUAUAAACGCGCAUAAUGGAGAACGAUAUGAAAGAAGGUUUCGCUCGAAUAAAGCCAGUUUGCGACAGUCUCAUGGUGUGUCCGACACCGGAUAACAUCAACUGCUUUCUGGUAGAGGUGAUGGAUCUGAAAAAAGAGGUCGUGCAGGAGCUUCAGCAAUAUUUAUUAUUCCCUUUCCUCACUCACAUUACCGCGUCAAUGACCUCUGCUAAUGUUAAUAAAUCUGAGAUGCAAAGAAUCCUAGUGGAUGGCAUGAAGUCAGUUGUAGGGAUGGUGAGAAUCAACAGUUUUGAACUGUGCAUGAAGAUAGAAUUUGCUCUCCUGCAGAUUGUCUUUGAUAAGACAAAGCCUGGGAUGCUUGCAGAUGGCUCUGAAGAGUUAAAGCUGAGUAUAAUGGAGUGCCUCACAGUGACGCUGCUGAACAGUGAAGUGAAACACCGAGAGAUGCUGGUCAGGACUCAAGUGCCACUGUUGGCGCAGGCUGUGUUUAUAUCCGUGCAUAUAGCCAAACUUUACAAGUCUAGGGCUUUGAGGUUGGCAGCAAUAAACUGCUUGCUAGCCCACACAGGAAUGCAUCCGCUGAUGACGUACAACUAUCGCAUAACCAACCCGUCGUUAGAGAAGGUGAUGGUGGACAUGCUGGCCAGCAUCCUGCCGGGCGUGCUCUCCAGCUUGCAGGACAUCGCCGUUAGCCACGACAACCCGGGACAUGGUAUUGUUGUGGCGGCGCUGGACGCGACGCACCGCAUCCUGUGCGCGACGAUGGCGGACCGGCUCGCGGCGGCGCCCGCCACGCCCACCGCGCGGGACUUCGCCGCGCUCGUGCUGAGCCCCAAGAGUAACACAGAAGUAAGCAAUCAAAAGCUGCGAGACAUAAUGAAGCGUAGUCCAGAGUGGUACACAAUGGCCGCUGAGAAGCUCAGUCUUGUCACGAAGAGUCUAGGCACGUUGCGCACUCACGAGCACUUCAAAGUGAGGAGAGAACUCGCCAUCAUGUGCUCCAGGAUAUUGAAUGAGUGUAACAUGUCAAUGCAGCCAUCAAUGACAGUUGUCCUGGAAGUGUUGAUAGCAUUGUCAAAAGACGAAUAUCCUGAAGUGUCCAAAUACUGUAAAAACGCAGUGGACAAGUACUUUGACAACCCUGAUUUAGAUGAGUCUAAGAAGAACAAGAUGAUGGACAACCUUUGUGAUAACUUCUUCACCACACUGGAGUACCUGCCCAGUGUGCUUAAUAAUAUAAACUCAAGCCGCAAGCUGUCGGCUCUGAGCCUGGUGCACGGGUACGUGUCGCUGCUGAAGGGCAGCGCGCACGGCCAGCGCGCGUGGGAGACGCUCGGCGCCGGCGCCGCGCUGCAGCUGUGCGCCGCGCUGCUCGAGGCCGCGCGACUCGACCGCAGCCUCACGCUGCUCACCACGCGGCCUGCCGGUGUAACGUCAGUGCCCCCCACGUCGAGUCCGUGGUGCAAGUUCCGGCACGUGGAGGAGGCGCGGUGCGCAGGCGUGGUGCGCGCCACGUGCUCGCUGCUGGGCGGCGCGCCGUGCGCCGCGCUGCUGCUGGACCGCCUGCUGCACGAGCUGCAGCACCAGCGCGAGCCAGAGGCCGCCUUCGUCAUCAACCUCAUGGCCUCAGCUCCCGACUCAUCACCAGACCUGAUCAAACGAGUUCUUGAUGCUUACCUCGAGGAGGAUAUGUGGUACCUCCCGUUAGAGGUGAAUACCUCCGACCCGCCACUCACGGAGGAAGACACGCUGGACGUCAAUGUGUACAACCCUAGGUCUUGGAUCAAGGAUAGCGUACCUGGUUUAUUCGAGGGUGCGACAGAAGUACGCUACACAGACAUAGGCUACCAGAAGCCCCGCCCGGCGCCGACGCGACAACCCGGCGCGUGCGCAACGCUCGCCGAAGCGCAGAGGAACAUGACUCUCGCCUGCAUCCUCACUGAGGGCGUGGGCAUGCUGGCGCGACGACUCGGCCACGACUUUCAUCCGUACAUGAUGAGGACCAUCUGUCUCAUGUUGGAGAGGGUCGGCAGUCCGUACGAGAUGCUGCACCUGGCGGGUCUGAAGGCGCUGAACGACUACGCGAUCGGAUGCGGACACGCCGACGUCAAACAACUCAUCGGAGAAAAUGCGGACUACUGCACGCACCAAGUCACCGUCAAACUAAAAAAAGCGUGGAACUGCGAGUCGGCGCUGCAGAUACUGUCCGUGGUGAUGGAGUACAGCGACCCCAGCAUACAGGACUACCUGUACGGGAUCGUGCAAGAUGUUCUAGUCCAAAGCUGUGAUAAAUAUUACGAAAAGAAUCUGAAUUCAUACCUCCAAGUAUUCCUGACUUUCAUUGAAUGUAUACGAAAAUGGUACCACAUAGAAACGCCGCGAGAAGAUAAACCUAGCCCGGAAGAGAGAAUAGACUUGCUAAGAGACGUAGUGGAGUAUGAGAAGGCGGUAGAAGAGGAAAAGAGAUUGUUAAAUGAGAUCGCUGAAGAGAGUUCAAGUAAGAGUCCAGAGGAGUUGUACAAAGAAGAUUUAAGGAGUAGAGAAGAGAAUGCGCUGGAUUAUGAUGAUACUGUUACAAAGGAAAAGCCACCACUGCCGCAACACGUGGCGGUCACAAUAGCAAUACUCAAACGGUGCCUGCACUUCGUGUCGUCGUCGAGCAGAGACAACACGCUCCUGUCGCUGCAGGUGCUGGAGCGCGCGCUGGCCGUGCUGGCGCCGCACGAGGACCACCUGCUGCCCCUCGUGCACCAGCUGUGGGCGCCGCUCGUCACCAGGUUUGAACUCAGUGAGCCGCCUGUAUUGAAGAAAGCGUUGCAGUUACUGGUCACGAUGGCAGCAUUGUCCAAAGACUUCAUACACGCGCGGACUGUCAAAGAAGUCCUCCCCCACAUGUACAAGUACUUGCACAAGUCUUCGAAAGACAGUCGACUAAAGGACGCGGGCUCUUGGUACCGCACCACUGCGGCGUACAGCCUGCAAGUCGCCGCGCUGGAGACGCUGCCGCGCCUCGCCGUCGACCUAGCGCUGCAGGAUGACACGCUGGAAGAUGCUAUGCUGUGCGUGGAUGUGUAUUUGUCUGAUAAACAGCCGAAGCCUUUGCAAGCGUUGGCUGUCAAAUUCUUCACGGAACUCCUCGACUACGAUUAUAGUGCUGUUUGGCAUCAUCUGAGAAAAUUGUGUGAUAACAAAGAAGUUCUAAAAGCACCGUCAGUCAAGCAUUUGAAGCUACAAGAUAUUGUAGGCACUCCCUACACUCCAACCAAUGAAGAAUAUAGCAGGAACAUCAAAAAAAUAUUUGAUAAAAUGUCGAAUUAAUAAACAACACUAAUGACAGACCUUUGAAACGCGAAAGUGAAAUGAACUUUAAUUAUACAUAAUGCCAUGUAGUUACUUUGCGGUGCAACAAUGACGCUCAACAUUCUUGCAGGACAUCUUGUCAGUGCGCAAGGCUAAGAUAUUUUUUCGUUAUCGACAACGUUCCUAAAAAAUCCUCAGUUUUAUCGACAUAUGGCAAAUUAUAAUUAAAUUUAUGUUAUUAUGUUGUCGAAUAGUUUUAGGACUAAGAUAUCGUUAAUCACUCGGAAAAUUAACAACGCACUAAAUAAUAAAAAUAAUAUUUUACUUUUUAUCUUUGACCGAUUUUUUUAAUCAUAUAAACUAACUGACUGAAUUACCGACUGGAAAACCACCCCUUAGUUUAGUACUAAGUUGACAGUCUACAUAAUCUCAUUGGUCAAUUGACUGAUAUGAUAAUGACCAAAGACAAUGAAAUUUGCUAUGUUUAUUCUUUACAUAUAUAAGUUCGUAUCACAAAAUAGUAUAUUAAUACUUGUUACAAUAAUUCAUGCAUUAAACAUUUUUUACACUAUAAGGUGUUGGAUGGUGUUUCUACUGUUUAUGGGCGGUCGUAUCGCUUACCUUCAGGCGAACAGGAAGCUCGUCUCGGCAUUGAAAGCAAAAAAAAAAUGUCUUCCUCAACCUGCCUCGAUCUUAUACUAAGAAAAUGACUUUUAUGUAACUGGUAUGAGUUGAUCGGAUCCUCAGAAUAAUUAGUUUAUUUAUUUCGGCAGUAAUAUUUUAACUAUGGCCUUGUAAACAGUAAUUUUUAUACUCAUUAUACCAUUUAUCGACGUGACACCGAUAAAACGCGACCAAAUGACCUUAUAUGUGGGACAAAAUGACCGUAUAUGUGGGACAAAAUGACGAUAUACGCGGGACAAAAUAACCAGAUAUGUGGGACAAAAUGACCAUAUAUGUGGGACAGAAUGACCAUAUAUGUGGGACAAAAUGACCAUACAUGUGGGAUAAAAUGACAAAUGUACGGUCACCCUCCGUUUAAGCGGAUGAAGAGAAAAUGUAUUUAUUAUAAAGUAAUGAAUAAGAUCGUCUUCCUCUCAAUGAUACAUUAAUUUAAGGCCGGCUAUAAUCGAAGAUCACACAUAAAUGCAUAUAUUUUGUAUGAAAAACUAGUUCUUUCCAGUUUGAUACAUUUGCAAUGUGGAAUGUUAAACUAAAGACCGCGCACAAUUAACAGCCGUUUUUACUAAGCGAUCCCAAUAUUUCCCAUCCGUCGCGAAAAUGGAUCAAUUCGAAUCGGUUAGAUCGUAUUGCAGUAAGGACCUGAAUGAGGGUUCUUAUUGUUUUUACAAUGUUGUGCUGUUUUAUGUGCAUUUUUAUAUUUGUAAUUUGUUUGUCCCAGCAUUAAAAUAUGUUUGUUGCAAAAAAGUUUUUUUUUUUUAUAUUUACAAAUUACUUUCAUUCGUUUAUUCUCAGAUUGGAUCGAAUAUUAUAUUGUGUACGUUUAUUAAAAAUGGCCGUAAGUUAAUCCUUAAAGUAACGAGACGUCUAAUUCUGCGCAGCCUAUUAGUAGUGCUAUUAUGUUAUAAGUACUAAGUUGUGUAAUAAGAUUUGUACUUUUAAUUUUAAUGUCCUCAGAGACGUGGUGUAUAAAUAGAAUUAUACAAAACUA
Messenger RNA from Manduca sexta (tobacco hornworm), 5156 nucleotides. It is a transcript of the gene Tti1, whose product is annotated as TELO2-interacting protein 1 homolog. Gene Ontology annotation, biological process: chromatin remodeling. Lineage: Eukaryota; Metazoa; Arthropoda; Insecta; Lepidoptera; Sphingidae. The record is from RefSeq and is a predicted model, not a curated record. Gene Ontology annotation, cellular component: cytoplasm. The transcript has 18 exons. Bases 200 to 3502 code for a protein of 1100 amino acids.